Molecule: messenger RNA, 1142 nt
Organism: Solanum dulcamara
Lineage: Eukaryota; Viridiplantae; Streptophyta; Magnoliopsida; Solanales; Solanaceae
Exons: 2
Coding region: 85-870 (261 amino acids)
Molecular function (GO): polysaccharide binding
Source: RefSeq, a predicted model, not a curated record
CACAUUCAUAAUAAUAUUGAAACCUCAAUUAUUUUCUUCUCUCGGAAAUAGUAGGAAAGUAAAGAAAUAAGACGUAAAGUACAAAUGUAUUUGUGUAGGGGAACCAUUCUACUAAAAUACUCUACAUUAAUCCUCAUCUUUCUGCAAACAUGCAAUGCUUGGAAGAGCAAACACUACUGUCCCACUUCUGCUUGUGGCCAUAUCCGUGUCAUAAGCUACCCUUUUCGCUUAAACACAGAUCCUGAAUAUUGUGGAUCUAUUCCAGAAUAUGAAUUAGCUUGUGAAGGUAACCAAACAGUUAUAUCGUCAUUCUCCAUGAAGUUGCAUGUUCAAGCCAUCAGCUAUGACAAUCAGACAAUUCACUUGGUAGAUCCAACUUUACAAACACAAGAUGAUCUAUGCUCUUUCAGACCUCGGCUCACCCUCUACCAAUACAAUAGAUUCUUUGACACAGAUUAUUUCACUAAUGGAUAUAUUAAAAGAGUAGCAGAGCCUAUCUUCAUGUUCAACUGUCCAUUUGCUGUUAAUUCUUCGACAUUUGUGGAAAUUAGUGGCUGCAAAUUAAGCAGAUACACUUAUUUGAGGAUUGGAGAAAUGAAUGUCUCUGAAGUGAAUGAUGGAUGCAGAGCAGAAUUUAUAGGCCUGACCUCAUGGCCUAAUAUUAAAGAUGCACAGAACAACAUUUCCCUUUCUGAUUUUCAUCAAGCAAUCCUCUACGGAUUUGACCUUUUGUAUUAUCCGCCAUUUGGAGAAAGGAUAAGUGUUGCUUAUAUGAUUUCUAGUAAGCACUCAAACUUUUCUUUACAUAUAUAUACUUUUAAUUCUCCAUUGAUAUCUUACUCUAAAUUUGCUAAAGUUUUUGCACUUUAAUCCAACCAGGGAUCGGGAUCAUUCAGUAUGCCAUGAGUAAGCUCCUAUAUAUCCCUUUAGCAAGCUGUAUGUUAUUUGGAUGGACACAGAUUAACAUUCCAACAAAAACAACAUAUCCACAAAGUUGGGUCCUCCUCAGAUUAACAUUGAUCUUAAAUUUUCGUGAAAGUAGAUCACAACACAAACAUUCUAAAAUAGAACAACUCGAAAUAUAUUACUGUUAGUAAAGUUAUUAAUAGCAAUCUGAAUUUGUGAAAAAUCAUUUCUUUAAA